AAUUUAUGCUUUUGUGCAGGUCCGUUGUUUAGCCACCUUUGGUGAUGCUGAAAGUUAGACGUGAACUUCAUUGGCCAAAUGGUUAAAAAAAACAGGUUUGAUCUCUUAUUAUCCACAUUAACCCUAUCCAGUCUUAUGUUCUUAUCAAAACCGUCAAAACCCCUGUGUCAGCAUUAAAACAGCUCCUCUGGGCGGCUCAGACUGCUAAUCUAUUUCCACAGAGGAGUGUAGUCAAUGGCACAUGAGACUCCGAGAAUUAAGAUGUAGGAAGCUUUUCUGGCCACUCGGGGAGGAGAUUAGAGAGGAAGGAGGCUCAGAACAGGUUUGCGCUUGUAUCUGCUGUUCACACUUCCAUCCCCAGUUUGUUCAAGCUGUUAAUGAUCCAGCCGCAAUAAUAAUGUUCGCGAUCCAACGUUUUUGUGAGUGGCUAUGUCAAUUACUUUCACACAGCUUCAGUUUUAUAGUAAUUGCUACGUUUUUAUGUAAAUUUGCCUUUAGUUUGACCUCAGAGUUUUUAGUUUUAAGUUAAAAAGUUAAGUUUCUUUGUUCAAGCGCUGAAGCUGCAAAUGACACAAUGGACCAUCAUUUUUUCAGACAUAAAUAUAGACUCCAGGGUGGGCUGCUAAAUUAAGCAGGAUGAAUGAAAGGACUAAAUUAAAUGAUUACAACAGACAACAAGGGGGCUGGGCACCUUUUCACCGUAGUAACUGUUCCCCCUGACAACAGUGGAGAGUGACAAUUAUAUUCAGGGUCCUUCAGUACACCCAGGUUUCCCUUGCUCAUUUGCUCUGUUUGGCUCCAUUGAGCACCUGGGACGGCUGGGAACGCUGCCUGCAUGCGGAGAGAACUGGGAGCUGCUGACGCCGCACAGAGAACAUUUUGAGAUCUGGUCCCGGUGGAUCUGCUCCUGGACAGGGGUUCCAGGGCAAGUGGCUUACUAGUUUAUCCUGUCAGCAUGGGGUCUGGCUCCUCCUCUUAUGCUCCCAAAACCAUCUAUUUAGAUGUAGAUGGUAAAGUGCAGAAGGUGCUUUUCAGUCGUCACUGCAGCCCAUGUGAUAUCAAAGAACUGCUGUGUUCCUCCUCCAACAUCCCUAGGAACACUGCUAUAAUGGUGGCGAACCCUGAAGGUGCACUUGUGUCCAUUGAUCCCACGAUGCCCACCAACACCCCCAACUCCCUGUACAAAGUCAUUCCUUUGUCUACCGGCCAGCUGGGAGAAAAGGAAGAUAUGUUUCAGAAUGUGAUCUCACAGGUUGCAGAGCAGUUCAGCAGAGCAUUCAGGAUCAACGAACUAAAAACGGAAGUGACCAACAGACUGGCUAUGCUGGAGAAGAGAGUAGAACUGGAGGGGUUAAAGGUUGUAGAGAUCGAAAAGUGCAAAAACGAUUUGAAGAAACUGAGAGAUGAGAUGACUUCCAGAGCAGGAGGAAGAGUGAAUUGUCCAUGCAAGUACAAUUUCUCCGACGAUGGAAAGAAAUUAACUCCUAGACGUGAUGUCCCCAGCUACCCAAAGUACACACUUUCUCAGGAGACCAUUGAAGCGCUGAAAAAACCAACCUUUGAUGUUUGGCACUGGGAGCACAAUGAAAUGCUGAGCUGCCUGGAGUACAUGUACCAUGACUUAGGCCUUGUGAAGGAAUUUAACAUGAACCCGAUUACUCUCAAACGCUGGCUACUGGGCAUUCAGGAAAAUUACCGCAUCAACCCGUUCCAUAAUUUCCGCCAUUGUUUCUGCGUGAGUCAGAUGAUGUAUGGCAUGAUCCACCUCUGCAACCUUCAGGAAAAGCUCACGCUGACAGAUCUGGGCAUUUUAAUGACUGCUGCCGUGUGUCACGACUUAGACCACCCUGGAUACAACAACACGUACCAAAUCAAUGCUCGUACUGAGUUGGCAGUGCGCUACAAUGACAUCUCGCCCCUGGAGAAUCACCACUGCGCUGUGGCCUUCCAGAUACUCUCACUGCCGGAGUGUAAUAUAUUUGCAAACGUGGACCCGGAGGCCUUUAAACAGAUCCGACAGGCUAUCAUCACACUGAUUUUGGCCACGGAUAUGGCCCGGCAUGGCGAGAUUCUGGACUCCUUCAAGCAUAAAGUGGACAAUUUUGACUUCACCAACGAGGAGCAUGUGACUUGCCUAAAGAUGGUUCUUAUCAAAUGCUGUGACAUUUCCAAUGAAGUCCGGCCUACAGAGGUGGCAGAGCCGUGGGUGGACUGUCUGCUGGAGGAAUAUUUCAUACAGAGUGAUAGAGAGAAAUCUGAGGGGCUUCCUGUGGCACCCUUCAUGGACAGAGACAAAGUCACCAAGCCCACAGCCCAGAUUGGCUUCAUUAAAUUUGUUCUCAUCCCCAUGUUUGAAACUGUCAUGAAGCUCUUCCCUCAGAUUGAAGAGAUUAUGGUGCAGCCUCUCAGAGACUCACGGGACCAUUAUGAGGAGCUGAAGCAAAUUGAUGAUGCCAUGACCGAGGCACAGAAGAAAAAAACUGAAAAUAUGUCAUUAGGAGGGAAGAAGAAAUAAGCACUGCUGUGCGCAUAAUGAUACUGUGAGUCUGAUUUUUGACCCGUCUGCACUGUGUGGACAGAGUUCUGGCAUGAGGAUCUGUGAGACGCUGGGCUGCUGUUGAAGACGGCUGGUUUGAAUCUACUGAAUCUAAAGGGUCACUUGAUUGAAUCAUGAAAUCACGAGUCGAUUCCUUUUGCAACAGACUGCUAGGCCGGUCUGAUUAUUUCUUUUUGUCAUCAGUCAGUUAUCAAACCUUUUCGGCUGACAUGGGCAUAUAUAUUUAUCACUGCAGUUUUAGUCCGGUGUGUUGUUUUUUUUGUUUGCAAUUUGGAUUUCAGCAUGACGUAUGACCAUAACUAGUGCCUUUUGAAAAUGUGUUUUGAUGAUUAUAAAAGGUCAGCAAGAUAUGAUACGGUUCCUUUUGUCAACUUUUUCUCUCUUGAGUUCCUCCAGAACGCAGCAGUUUACAUUUGAGGUGGUUUUGUGGUGAGCACAAUACCACUGUAAAUCUGAAUAGCAGCUUUUAAGGAACCUGAGAACUCCCUUUGCAGUGUUUUGAUUUGGUUUCUCGUUAUUUUUUGGGUAAUUGAGGUUUUAAAUCAAUGCAUUUGCACUAGAAUAUCCAGACAGAUGAUACAAUUGAAAGGAAAAUUUGAUCAUAAUUUACACACCCUCAUGACUUUUUCCCUACAGAACAUAAAAGAAACUACUUUGAAAAAUUCUCAGUCCUGACUUUCAUUGUGUGGACAGUUCUUUAAAAUAUAUUUUUUAGUGUUCUGCUAAAGAAAUAAUGUCAUACAGGUUUGGAACAUUUUGAAGGAGAGUAAAUAGUAGAAUUAAAAUUUUUGGGUCACCAUCCCUUGAAAUUAUUAAAUUUCUUCUUUUGCUAUCUGAAAGGUCAUACCAGAAGUCAUACCUGCUAACCACGUUCAAUAUUUCCACCCUUUGGCUCAAUGUUCCCACCAUUUUUUGUUCUCUGUAUCCUAUUUGCUCUGGUUUGCUUCUAAUACUUCCUCAAAAUAAGACAAUAAAGUCUGUGGGAGUUCUGCCUCGUGGCUGUUCUUUUCUCCUUUUAUCAAUGUGGUAAUAAAAUCUCUCGCCAGGAGGUCACAUGUGUUUGCUAUUAUGACAAGGUUAGGCCUGUACGCAUCAUUUCAUUCAUAUGUUUCACUGUCAGUGUUUGGCGUCUUGGCAUUUAGAGCAGCACAUUUUGAUGGAUGGAGAUCACGGCACAUAUUUCCUUCGCU
Messenger RNA from Cyprinus carpio (common carp), 3747 nucleotides. RefSeq names its product high affinity cGMP-specific 3',5'-cyclic phosphodiesterase 9A-like. Gene Ontology annotation, molecular function: 3',5'-cyclic-GMP phosphodiesterase activity. NCBI's taxonomy places the organism in Eukaryota, Metazoa, Chordata, Actinopteri, Cypriniformes, Cyprinidae. The transcript is spliced from 20 exons. Bases 956 to 2515 code for a protein of 519 amino acids. The record is from RefSeq and is a predicted model, not a curated record. Gene Ontology annotation, biological process: cGMP catabolic process.